GUCCUGACAGCUUUCGGCUACGGCGUAACUUAAAAUGAUCGUGCUGCAGCGUCUUUGAUCUACAAGAACUACAACUCACUUUCACGACCGAAAAGAUGCUGCAGUCGAGGACAGUCGAGAAAGCUCGCCAGCGCGCUCGAGCGCGCCUCGCCGCUAACAGGCAAGACGGCGCGUCUGCAACUCCUGGAGUUUCACAACAAGGUUCUUCCAACAUUGUGACUCGUCUAUGCUUUCGUCCAGUCGCCUCGUGUGUGAGAUGGUUUUGCAAGUGCCUCACUGGAGGAAGCUCUGGAUCGAACACAAGCGAGUCUAUAGCUCCUGGAGAAAUGGGAGAUCCUGGAAGUGAACAAAAUCGUUUAAAACUAGCGUCUCGCGAAGAAUUUCAUAUCGAAAAUUAUCCGAGAAUCCGUGCAGUGCUGAGUCCUGCAGUGCUGAGUCCUGAUAGAAACGGACCUGCUGGUGGCUCCUCUGGGAAAGUUGUGACUGGUACCUUAGUACCAAAAGCGGGGGGUUCUUCCAAAGAGAUAGACAAAGACCCCAAGGAAGAUCCAGAUGACGAGGCUUCCACAACAAGUAGGAUUAAGGCUCAGCUUUCAGUGGUCACUGAGAUCUUCGAAGGGGCUCUUUUCAGAGAACAGGGGAAAACAGAGGGAGAACAAGUUGUAGAGGGGUAAUAACUACGGGCCCUUUUCUUUCAGCAUCAGUGACCAAUGAAUGUCGACGUUUAAUAGGAGCACCAGGGCAGAGGAAAGCCGACAGGAUCCGGAGUCGUCGCCGUCUUCGUCUGCAGAACAAGUUGGAGUUGAGACAUCCACACGUGCACCUUCUCCUACACCAGCAGGCACCUUCAGUAUCAUGAAAUGGCAAAGCACUGCCCUCACGGAUUCUAUUCUAGACAUCCUCGGUGCUGACGGGAGGAGCGAUUCCUUCGGCGAUAUGGAUAUCACGACUGGGAGGUUUUAUGGCAUGAACAUGAAGAUAAGGAACGAAGACUUCCAGAAAGCAGCGGUUGAAAUUUUUCAAAAUAUUUUGGGCUACAUGGGAGACUUCUACAACCAGGAAAGAACGAUGAGGCCUGGAGGCUUUGCAGUUCGAAUCUUUGACAUCAUAUUGGAAACCGUAGGAGCAGCGGAGGAAAUAUCAACAGGGGCUAAACGAGUGCAAGAACUACUCGCUGAUGAGAUCUACUUGCAAAUCAUUAAACAAUUGACGGGGAAUAAAAAGCAGACCUCAGUCGCCAGAGGCUGGCAAUUGAUGUGCUUGUUGCUCUCUUCGAAUCUGAAACCAAGCAAAAAAUUCGAAAACUACAUGCUCAACUUCUUGUUGUCGAAAAAAGACACGAAGGGUGCGAUUGGUACAUUUUGCCAUUUUUCUAUGCGUUGUUUAGAGGACAUGCUUGAGCUUGUGGAUGAUGAGCAACGAGAAGCAGAAACAACUUCAGCACUACUCACAGCUCCGAGAGGGGUAGAUGCCUCUCAACGAGAACUAGAAGGUCCACCACCACUACAGACUCCAACUCUUAGCAAGGUCAAAGCCUUUCUCGAUCGUCCACCGAUUGUCGCUCAGAUCACUCUAGCAGAUGGAGAAGUGUUACUCCACGACCUACCGAUCUCGCCAGACGUCAAUGUAGCAGCAGUCACGGAGAAAAUCAUCGACGUCCUCCAUCUCGCUGACCAUCCCAGAAAAACCGAUUUUGGACUCGUUGUCAUAGACGCGAGUGACAAGACAGGACGACCGUUGAGGGCUGAAGACUACAUGGGAGACAUCGUGGUUUCUUUGUCGAGGAAGAAAAGCAUUGGUGGUCAUUUCGUUUUCAAGCGGAAGAUCUAUCUGAAGAAAGAUUCUAGCGACUCGACGUCAGAGUCGGAUACUACUACCGCAGAACAAGUGGAGAUAGCCAUCAACAAAUUGAUGUAUGUGGAAGCAAAAACCGAUAUCAUAAGAGGACAUCUGCUACUAAGCAACGAAGAAGAAGUGCUGAAUUUCGUUGCUAGGGUCACCGUGAUAGAAAAGAUGAGCACUAUUGUGGGAGGUACUGUGAUUGACAUCGUUCCGUCUCCGUGGCGUGGGAAGUAUACUGCAGGUGUUUGGGCUAGGAAAGUGAAGAAAAGCAUCAAAGACGCAACGCCGAAUCCGAGAUCGACUCCAUCUUCAAGGACAACAACUUCAAAUUCAACUUCUAGUCCGAUUUUCCCCUCACCAACGAGGUCCACCUGCACAGAUGAACAUUCAACCGCCAUCGUCGAACUGUCGAACAGCAAAAGUUUAGCUGGGCAUUUUGGUGUUGGGAAUCAUUUUUUCUACGAUCUGUUCAGGAAAGAUGCAAACUAUGAACAAGGUCAACUUGCAAAAUUGGACAGAAAAACCGCAGAAGAAUGCCUAGAUCUCAUUCCGAGAAAGUGUAUUUUGGUCGUGAAUUCAACAGGAAUACAUUUCUUGGAUUCGAGGGUGGACGAGGGUAAUGCUACAGCUGUGAGUACAACAUCUGCCAGUGGUGCAACCUCAUCUGCGACCACAACAUCAGCAUCUGUACCAGCAGGUCCUCGCACAACAAGACAAGUCGCUACGUCUUUCGAUUACGGGAGUGUUUACCGAUGGGGUGGGAGUGCGAAAGAAUUUACUCUGGUGCUGUUCGAUAAAGAGAGGGAUGCUGCGUUUGACCUAGUAUUAGAGACGACUCAUGCAGCCGGUAUAGCUGCCAUGAUUCUCGAUUACAUUAAGGCUAUUAUGGCUGAAAGAUCGAAACAGAAACAGAAUACUGCAACUACUUCAUAG
This is a messenger RNA of Amoebophrya sp. A25, 2775 nucleotides long. Lineage: Eukaryota; Dinophyceae; Syndiniales; Amoebophryaceae. The record is from the annotation of a GenBank genome assembly.